This is a messenger RNA of Solanum lycopersicum (tomato), 741 nucleotides long. The record is from RefSeq and is a predicted model, not a curated record. Lineage: Eukaryota; Viridiplantae; Streptophyta; Magnoliopsida; Solanales; Solanaceae.
UCCUAUAAUAUUUUGGCUAGCGAAUGUAAAUAUUUCCUCAAGCCCAAAGCUUUUCAGCCCAAUUCAAUACAUUAGAAUUUGAUAGCUGUUUAUAAGGAUUAGGGUUUUACGUAUGGCUGCUUCUUCUCUUCUUCAACCUCUCGAACCCUAAUUUUGAAGUUUGAGUUUCUCUUCACUCAGCAAACAUGGGGAAGACACGUGGUAUGGGAGCUGGACGCAAGCUGAAGUCCCACCGUAGAAGACAGAGGUGGGCUGACAAGUCCUACAAGAAGUCCCAUCUUGGAAAUGAAUGGAAGAAGCCAUUUGCUGGGUCAUCCCAUGCUAAAGGCAUUGUUCUUGAGAAGAUAGGUAUUGAGGCUAAGCAGCCCAAUUCUGCUAUUCGUAAAUGUGCUAGGGUUCAAUUGAUCAAAAAUGGGAAGAAGAUUGCUGCAUUCGUUCCUAACGAUGGUUGUUUGAACUACAUCGAAGAAAACGAUGAGGUGUUGAUUGCAGGAUUUGGUCGAAAGGGUCAUGCUGUAGGAGAUAUUCCUGGUGUCAGGUUCAAAGUUGUGAAGGUUUCUGGUGUUUCUCUCUUGGCUCUCUUUAAGGAGAAGAAGGAGAAACCAAGAUCUUAAUUUUGCCAUUUUGCCAAGAUACUGUUGCCAUGGACUUCUAGUUUUCUUGAGUAUGUACUUUGUGAGCAACCAUCUUUAAUGUAGUCACAUUGCACUGAAAUUUUGGUUCAUUUCUGUUGUUACCUAA